GCUACACGCAACAUGGCCACCUUAACAAACACACUGAUAGAUUUUCACCACUCUUAUAAAAGAACGACGAAGAUAGCGCUCGAUUGGCUCUCAACUCAAACCUGCUCCGUCGGGAACUGGGAAUCGAAGGGAACUUUUGGGAGUACAAGAGAAAUAAUUGACUGCGUAAAACGCCUACCCGAUAGAUACGAGGUACCUAUAUUCGUGAUAACUGCGUUGCGCGAGGCGAUCGAGGCCCGUCGCAGAGUCCAUCAGAUGUAUAAGGAGCUUCAUGCAAGUGCUUCGGAUGCAUUUGCGCAAGACAGCGACGACGCUCAUGAAGCCUUUAUCGCCAGGCUCGAGGAGACACUCUAUAUUCUCCAGUCGAAUAGCAAAUACAAUCCUGCUAUUUCGCAAAAAGCGUCAGAAAAUAACCAAAACUGUAACCGUUUCGCUUCUCUUGGCUCAAGAACGGCCAAUUAUGAGAAUGCGAUGGAAGUAGAAGACACAGCUUCGACUGCCAAAAUAGAUGAAAAUCGUCCCGCAAAAACUGAAACAGUGGUCCCCGACGAUCGCCUUGCUCUUGAGGAUGACGAUCUGGGGGAGUGGAUUGAACUUAGUUAUUUCAUAUACUCACUAGAUGCAAUUCUCGACCAAACCAAGAAAUACUGGACGGAGGGGGCGAACGGGAUUCUUCCUAUUUGCCUGGCUGCAUGGCUGUCAUCUGCCGCAUUCCAUGAGGUGGGGAGGAGGUACAAGAAAUGUGAUUAUGACACAUUGCUUUCGGAAUGGACGAGACAUCGGAUGAAACGGAUCGAGAUUCGAUUCAACGAUAUUCCGGGAUUGCAGUCGGAGACACGGCGGUUCACAGAUCUCAAAGGAUUAUCUUUCCACAGAAGCCUGCUUCAACACUACAGGACUCUGCAGGAAAACGCCAGAGUUGUGCCAGAGGCUGGGAGAUAUGAGGACUUCAGCAAGAUUAUUGCUCCUUUCUCGAAAGAUAAUAAGGAAUCUGCUUUCCACGAUCAUUUGGCCAUAUAUCUAAUGUUAGAGCACAUACGACAACUCCUCGCUUCAAAACGUGCAAUCGCCGCUAUUGAGACACCGGGAGCUCCGCAAGCCGUCUGUGAGCCACUUCUCCCUUUCAUCGACCAGGUAUUUUCCGACAAAGAGCUACCUAUAUAUGUUCAGUUGGUAUUUGGAAUGGAAAUGCUGCUCGCUUCAUACAAGGGAUAUACGUGGCCCGAUGGCGUGUUAAACAGACAAAACUGCCGUAUCUUAGUGCUUCAGUUCGCGCUCGAGGUCCAGAAGUCUUUUUCCGAGACCAUAAGGUGCAUUCAGAGGAGAAGGGAAUCUGCGUCAGCGUUCAAUCUGUCGGACUUGCAGAGUGUCCUUGAUGGCUUGGAAGGCUAUACUAGAGAAAACCGUUUUGACCUCUACUCUCAAGCCCCUUGGACUGCCGGAUGCCAUAUUGUCGAAAUUCUCAGCGUCGCGAUGUUCGAAGGUCUACAUCUGUGCUGCGAUACAGGAUACUUAUGCGCGCUGCUUCAUCUCUACAAUGCCCUGCGGAAGAUAGACUCUAAUUUUCGACAAAUUAAGCUGCUAGACCAACUCUGCGAGAUCUUCCUAGAUAAGCUCUUCCUCGGAGUUUUCCCUACCGAGAACUUCAGUUCUCAUUUCCGGCGAGCCAUGGGCGGUCCACUUAAUUGGGAGGCGAACGUCAAAAGAAGCAACCAGAUGGAGCUUUCCAAACCUAUUCCGGGAAUUUCGAUGCGCAAAACUGGAUCGACGCGGCUGUCAGAAUUUUAUGACUUGCACAUUUUUGGCUACGAACCGUCAGCCGAUUUCUGGCAUUUUACCUUUGAAGCCAAACCUCGAUGGCAACCCACCACCAGACGUGAACAAAACGAGGCACUAAAGCGCGCUUAUAGCUCACCUCUUACUGUCUCCUUGGAAAAGGUCAAGGAGAAUGUUGUGCAAGAGUUCAACGGACCUUUACCUGUUGCUCGCAUCAACUAUCUAGCGGUCUUCGUCUUUAGUGCAAAUUCGAUGGAGGAGCUCUGUAAGUCCUUUAGCGCCAUUGAGGAGCAAAAGGUCCAGCCAGACAGGGACCUAGGUUUCACGGUAGUCGACUCUCUACUAGUCCAGAUUGUUGACCACCAGCGAGAUAAUAAACUGAGACUGCUCCUGCCAUACUGGAAGCCUGUGAAUAACGCCAAACUCUUCUUCAAUGGGCUUGAUGGCAAGCAAUCUCUGGAGCAAUUUCUCUGGAAGAGUGCAAUAUAGAGAGACGUCUGUCCACUACCUAAGAUACAGUGAGGGCCAUGUCCAUAUUUUAAUACAUAAAGUCUUUCUACACAGGGUUAUUCCUGGCUUAUUGAGGCUGAAACGAGUCCGGGACCCGAAUCGCAACACUCCCGGCUUCCUACUGUAAACCCUGCAAAAUCAUUAAGCAAUGGAUCUUGGUGAAAUUAGGAGUGAAAGAUGAUCUCCAAAUUUA
This is a messenger RNA of Hyaloscypha bicolor E, 2479 nucleotides long. RefSeq lists its product as uncharacterized. Lineage: Eukaryota; Fungi; Ascomycota; Leotiomycetes; Helotiales; Hyaloscyphaceae. The record is from RefSeq and is a predicted model, not a curated record. The transcript is spliced from 3 exons. The coding region runs from base 13 to 2265 and encodes 750 amino acids.